ACGCUGUCACCUACCUCGCUACGUCCCCCCUGUAUGGCGAGGUGACGUCAGACGGCGCGGCGGUGUGACAGGGGACCUCGGUAAUAAGAUGGCGACAGGAGGGUCCGGGGGAGAACGGAUUGAUUACAGGUGAGCCUCAGUCCUAAAACCUCUUCUCGGAGCCCCGAAAUGUCCAACCAUUUACAAUGAAUAGCAGGAGUCCGCUGAGGUCUCAGAAAACAGCCACCAUAUCAAAGUUUUUCUACCCAAGAAACUACUGGAGUGUUUACCUAAGUGUACUGUAUUACCCAAAGAGAGACUGCGCUGGAAUACCAAUGAGGAAAUUGCAUCGUACCUUAUCACCUUUGAGAAGCAUGAAGAGUGGUUAUCUUGUGCCCCGAAAACUAGACCACAGAACGGCUCCAUCAUUCUAUACAAUCGUAAGAAGGUGAAAUAUCGGAAAGAUGGGUAUUGCUGGAAAAAGAGAAAAGAUGGAAAAACCACACGAGAAGAUCACAUGAAACUGAAAGUGCAAGGGAUGGAGUGCCUCUAUGGAUGCUAUGUUCAUUCUUCGAUUGUACCAACAUUUCACCGUCGCUGCUACUGGCUUCUUCAGAACCCUGAUAUUGUUUUGGUACAUUAUCUGAAUGUCCCAGCCAUCGAGGAUUGUGGGAAGAUCUGUGGCCCUAUCCUGUGCUCUACAAACAGCGACAGGAAGGAAUGGAUGAAAUGGAGCAAGGAGGAGCUGAUCAGUCAGCUGAAACCUAUGUUUCAUGGCAUUAAGUGGUCAUGCAGCAAUGGAAAUGGGACAAGUGAGUUCUCUAUAGAGCAACUGGUGCAGCAGAUUCUUGACACCCACCAGGCCAAACCUCCUCCCCGUACACACACCUGUCUGUGCAACACCACCCUGGGAUCAGCAGGAGGAAUACCUCACAAAUGCACUAGUACUAAGCACCGCAUCAUCUCGCCAAAGGUGGAGCCACGAUUAUGCCCGUUUCCAGCUCUCACAGAGGUUCAGAAUAUUUCAUCAUCUUCAUCAGAACAAGACCAGGGCAAAUCUGAGAGGAGAGGGGGUCAUAAGAGUGGCAGAAUCCCCUCUGGGAGUGACCCAAGCUCCUCCCGCACCUACUCUGAGCUCCCAGACACCACACAGGCAUCUCCACCACUUGCGCUCACUAAUGGUUUCUACACAGAAAGGGAAUUGGCAGGUGUGACAAUAACUACAACUGCUGGUGUCCCGGGUAUUAGUGCAGUGCUGGUGAUGACAGGCAUCCCUGAGAAGCCUUUGACAUUAACUCCCAGCCAACAUCUGAUGCCAGCAGAGGCAGCUAAUCAACCCACAACAGUACCUGUGGGCAUCUCUCUCUUACCUUCACCUGUGGAAGGCCUCCUGCUCUCCUCCUCACAAAGUCUAGAGGUUUCCAUGGAGGCAACACAAGGGACUGGUUGUGGAACCUUUGAUCCAGACUCCUUCCUCAACAGCCCCAAAGAAGGAGAGACAUAUGGUGGAGCAGCUGGAACCAGGGAAUUCAAGCAAGAGACAGCAGAAGGAGGAACUGUCGAUGCAGGGACAUGUGUAGGAGGCUUUGUGGAGACUGGAGAAUUGUCAACACCAGAGAUAACUUCUGGAAUUAAAGAGGAAACAUCUAAGAUGGUAGAAACUGGAGCUAAGGAUGAGGAAGUUCAAUCCGUAAGGGAGAGCAGCUGCUCGCCAGAGGUAGACAUGGAUACCAGAGAGGGGCAGGUCAGCACCAGUGAUAAAGAUGGAGUAGAAGUGGUAGCAGAUGAAAGGCAAGAAGAGGGGGAUACUCAAGCCACCAAUAUAAAUGACUUAUACUCCAUCAUUCAAAAUGAUCUGAGUUCUUCAUCUGGAGCUUCCAGUGUCCAUAUGGAGCUUUCUGCAGAAAACUUCAACAUAUCCUUUGACAGCCAAUUUCCAGAUCUUAUCUCUGAUCUGAUGACAGAUGAAGCUGCUCCAGGGAGCUAUGAACAUUUUGGAGAUCCCCAGGCCCAGUCCUCACCAGCUCAUGCAGAAUAUGUACAACAGCAAAUGCAGGCAAUGGUAGAAAGUACUGCUGUUGUGGGAAAUCAAUUUCCAGAAACGGGAGAUGGGUCUUCUGUGCUUGUGAGAAUCACAGACUUUUCUCCAGAGUGGUCCUAUCCAGAGGGAGGUGUUAAGAUCCUCAUCACAGGUCCUUGGGUUGAAGACACAGAUUCAUAUUCCUGUGUUUUUGAUCACUUGACUGUCCCAGCUUCACUUAUUCAGUCGGGAGUCCUGCGCUGCUAUUGCCCAGCGCAUGAAGCUGGCCUGGUUACAUUGCAAGUGGUUCAACAUCAGCAGAUUAUCUCCCACUCUGUGAUCUUUGAAUAUCGGGCAAGAAACUUCCUUUCUCUACCCAGCACACAACUGGAUUGGCUUUCAUUGGAUGACAAUCAGUUCAGGAUGUCUAUAUUGGAGCGUUUAGAACAGAUGGAGCGUAGAAUGGCUGAUAUGAGCUCUGGACAAAGCCACCAACCCCAGGCUCUUCCAUGUGGCCAGCGUGGAGGGGAGACAACACAGAUGUCAUCCACAGAUACCUUUGAGGCACGGCUAGUGGCAGUGUGUGAGAAAAUGAUGGCACAGGCUUGCUGGGUGACAUCAGAUCUUUUGGCACAUGAGAUGAGUUUCCGUGGCAUGACUCUGUUACAUCUUGCGGCCGCGCAGGGGUAUUCCAGGCUCAUAGAAACUCUUAUACAGUGGAGGAGUCUACACUCACAGAGUCUAGCGGUGGAACUUGAGGUUGACCCCUUAAAUGUAGAUCACUUCUCAUGUACUCCAUUGAUGUGGGCCUGUGCCCUUGGUCACACCGAGGCAGCCACACUUCUGUUCCGCUGGGACUGCAGAGCUCUUUCAAUCCCUGACUCUUUGGGCCGUCUCCCUCUAGGAGUGGCUCGAUCUCGUGGUCAUGUGAAGUUGGCAGCCACUCUGGAAGAGCUGCAGAGACUAGAACCACCCAUGUGCAACUAUACCGAACUUCAGGAAAGCAGUUGGCACCCAUUAAUGGGCAACCAGGAUCCAGGAAGGGGCCUUUCCCCUCUGUCAACCAGCGCAGAUACCGGACUGAGUAGUUUGCCAUCUCCAUCAGAGGUAUCAGAUGGAUCUAUCUCUGUAACCUCUGCAUACUCUAGUAGCUCUGCACUACGUGAGUCACCAGACUUCAGCCCAGAAAGUAGCCAGGACACUCCUGAUCCCCGACUCCUAGGAGCAUCCUCUUGGGAUCUUGAGGAUGCAGGUGGAGGUCAACACUAUCUAGAUUCUCCUGGAGUUGGUGGUGGUUAUGAGGAGGAGGCUGAUCUUUUGGAGUACAGAGAGGACACUGAGAACCAAGGCUACCUGCAGGUUGAUAUGGUUACUCUUGCAGAACAGAUUAUAGAAGCUACCCCAGAUAGGAUAAAGCAGGAGGACUUCACCGCUUCUGAUUCUGGGACCUUGAGAGAGAGACCAGGCAACCUUAGCAAGACAAUGGCCUGGUUGGCCAGCUACCUGGAGACUGCUGAUCAAAUGCCUGGUCUUCCCCCACAUGGUGAGGGAAUGCGUGCUGCUCGCGCCUUGGCUUGCUUUGCUCGGAUGAGCCCGAGUGAAGAUGGGUCCAGCCAUGGAUCACACCUAGAAAUGGGAACAUAUGGACAAAGAAGCAAGAGAGUAAAUAGGAGAUCUUCAGAAUCAUUGCGUGUUAAGAUGACAAGAUCUGAUGCACCCCCUUCCCCCUCAACACCACCACCCCUUGGAGAAAUCUCCUUUGAGCGAUUUGAUCCACCUGGCACUGCUCGCUGGUCGGAAUUUCUUGGUGCAUCAAGUAGUGGAAGGAUGGAGAGUGAAUUUGCACUACUCACCUUGUCGGAUCAUGAACAGCGGGAAUUAUAUGAGGCAGCACGUGUCAUCCAGACAGCCUUCCGCAAGUACAAGGGUCGGCGAUUAAAGGAGCAGCAGGAUCUGGCUGCUGCCGUCAUACAACGCUGCUACCGGAAGUAUAAACAGUAUGCCCUAUAUAAAAAGAUGACGCAGGCAGCCAUCUUAAUUCAGUCCAAGUUUCGUAGUUACUAUGAGCAAAAACGUUUCCAGCAGAGCCGCCGUGCCGCCGUCCUGAUACAGCAAUGUUACCGAAGUUAUCGGGAGGGAGCAAAAGGAGGCCCAGCUCUGCAACACCGCAUUAAGGGUUCGUUCCUGACCAAGAAGCAGGACCAGGCAGCCCGCAAGAUUAUGAGAUUCCUUCGUCGCUGCCGGCACAGAAUGAAAGAGAUGAAACAGAGCCAGGAUCUUGAAUGUUUACAGAAGAGGGGACUGACCAAUUAGCCCUACAAUCCUUCACCCCUUCUUUCGCCACCCCUUUUCAUACCUCCUUAUUAGUUAUUCUUACCUUUGUUCCACUCUAGCUGAAAAACGCACAAAUCUCUAUAGAAUAUCUCUGUACGUUGCCAUUUUUUACACUACUUUUUUUGUACUUUUCUCCAACAUGAAAAUAAUUAUUUAAUUGAGAUUAGAAGUGUAUUUAUAAAUGUUUUUUUAUAAUGCUGUCAGGAAAUCAUAACCAAUAUUAGGGCUUUUUAUAAUUCAGAAAUUCUGUGAGGUUUUUGUUACUAAUCAUUUUUUUACUUUAAAUUAUUUUAAGUACAAUUUCAUGUGUUCAUUUAUGUCACUUUGAGUUUUAAUUGCCAGUAAUUCUUUAAGGGUUAUUUAAUAGUAAAACAGUUUUUUUUAACUGAUCUGAAAAAAAGAUGCUUUGCAAAUUUAUUAGUAAACAUCAAUUUCUAUAAUAUAGUUACACUAACAAUAAUUAUUGUUUUUUAGGAAAGAAUUCUAAUUUAAAGGCUGAUAAACUGCAGCUUAAUUAGAUUUACAGAUAGUCUUUUGUGAGACAGUGUAUUUUAUCCACAAAGAGUUGUCCUUAAUUUUAAAUUUAUCUUAAAUUACUUUUAUUUGGUUUAUAUAUAGUUUAUAUAUAGUCCCUGCGUGUAUUAUUGCAGGAUAAUAUUAAAUAGGGCUGCAGACUACUAACGUACGACUACAAUGUUUUCUCUAUUUUAUUGUUAGAUACUUUGUGGAAGGGAAAUCAGGGUAUGUAAAAGCAAAUUAAGAAAUAUAAUAAAUAGUAUCUAUAUAUUAACAAGAUAGUUUUAAAAUGUAAUUACUUGUUACUCUUUUCUUUCAGAGUAUAUUUAUUAUAAAUGGUUAUUGAAUAAUAGAAUUGAUACAUUUGAUAGUAGAUGAUGCUUAUCUUCAGAUUGCAGGUUGUGUAAUGCAGUCUUUGUAAUCUGUUCAUACACAAACAUCAUCCUUGUUAUCUUAUUGAAAUGUUGAGUUAGGCAUUAAAAUGUGACACCAAACCUUGGCCUUUCAAAAUGUCACCAUGUAAGGCACUGAAGGAAUUAAAUAAAAAUGGCAGUGGGGAAGACUUAAAAAAAAAAAGAUUUAAUGCUCCAUUGUUUUACAGAGACGGAGGGAAGUACCAUCAUAUUGUAGCAAUUAUUGAUAGACAUGACAUGACGUCUUCCCCUGUGUAGCUUGUGACUUAAAAUGACAGUUUACCCUUAAAAGUGGGUUUUUAAAAUGUAUCAUGGUUUUUUGUAAAACUGAUGAUCUAGUAGUAAAAAAUAACAAGUUCACUUUGUUUUUAUGCUUGUUGGGCAAAUCACCCAGUAAGUUUCUAUCCCAUGGGCCUGUAUUGCACAAUCACAUAGUCUCUUUAAAGUGCUGCACAUGUUUGUUUGUUUUGUCAUGCCAACAUUUCAGUGUCAGCAUUUCAGUACUACUGCCUCAGCCAUUAGUAUGUCAUCACAUCAAUGGUUCGUAAGACGUAUUUCUAGUAUUUAACUCAGUUGUAGGUCAGUAAUGCAUCAUUAUCUUGUAUCUAUAUAAAAUAUAUUGAUGCUUUAAUAACUUGAAUGCCUUUUAAAUGUAUUACAAUAGAGCAACAUAUUAGUAGAGCCCCAGCAUGCUACUGUCUUACAGCUGCCAUUAAGCAGCAUUAAAAGAAAGGUUUUAUGGGCCUUUUUAAAGCAUUUCGCUUUGCAUGCUGGGUCUGUACAGCCAUAGUAUACUAGUGACUUCAAUUUACCUAAAGGUAGCAUUUUUACUUUACAAAACAGAACCUGUUGUCAGGGACAGUGGGAAUUACAACUGUAAAAAGAAUCAUAUCAUUAUAAAAACAAAAACAUUAUUUUUUUAUGGCAACAUACAGAGAUAGUCCUUAUUUUUUUAUGCAGAGCGUGUGUUUAUGUAUAGCUGGAGGUUCCCGCCUGUUGUUUAGUUCUCCUGGAAAUAAGGGGACACUGUAAUGUUUAAUUGCUCAUACCUCUUAAUUGCCUGCUCAUUGCAUCACUACAUGCAGUGCUUGUUUGUAUGUGUCUGCGCAAGCGUGUGUAUGUUUGUGUCUGUGCAUGUAUGUGAAUGUUUGUGUGUGACUAUAGAAAAUGUACAUGCUGAGUAAACUGACUCAUAAGUAUUCAAAAUAUUGGAAAAAAAACGGUUAUAUUUUUAUUAAUGUAAUUUUGGUUAGAUGGAUUUGAGAUGUUGAUGACAGCUGUAUAAGUCGGAUUCUUCACACUACCACUAUUUACCAUUUUGAAUAUUCAUGGGUAGUUUUGUUCUGUAUGCAUGCAUUUGCCACUUUGGAAAGUACACUGUCAGUGUGCCACUGAUUUGAGUGUAGGUUGGGAGAUUAUAUAUUAAUUUAAAUUAUGGUGGGUAAAAAGAGGAGGAAUAAAUUCCUCCACCAUGAGUCAAGGGUACUCAAAAGACCUUUGUAUUGCCCAUCUGUACACCCCUCCACAGAAACACUGAACUAUCAAUGUUUUUCAUUGGAGCAAAGGACUCUGGGUAAAGAUAUGCAAAUGAGCAGCACAAUGCUUCAUCUUUAUUUGCCUCACUCAUCUAUUUUAAAUACAGACUUCCUUUUGUUAGGGUGAGCAAAAGGGAAUCCAUGUUUAAAAUGGUUAUCUAUAUAUAUUUCUAUUAGACAUUCACCAGUUUCGUUCACUGACUAAGGCAGCAUUUUUUUUCAGAGCAGGAUUUCAUCUCGUGCAACACUAAGAUGCCAAGAUCUGUGCAAAUCUAUAUCUUAGUGUAUUGCACUUUCACAAGAAGAAAUCCAGCUCCGAAAAUAGCUGAAUGCCACGAGCACCCGCUUCCUUCUGCAUUCAGCAGUUUACGAAACUGCCGAAUGCACGUCUAAUAUUUAAAUAUAUUUAUAAUACAUGUAUGGGGGGAACAGGAAACAUGGGUGUGCCUGCAUAUGGUUGUGUGCUUGUAUAGCGAUGAAGAAUUAAUUUCAAGAUCUAAGUGUGAUUUAUUUAAGAGCUUCCUCGGAAUCAGGUAAGCUCAGGAGGGACUGUAAAUCUCAUGUGAAGUGGGUGGUAUGUAUGUUUUUGUAUAUGUACAUAUAUAUAUUUCUGUAUAUUUGUGAAAGUUAUCACCUAAGCUUCACACUCAGGCAGCUGACUUAUUUAUUUAUUUCACUGGUCUCAUUUCAUGCACUUUGUAAUUCAUAUAUAUAUAUGUGCGUGUGUGUUUUUUUAUUUUUUAUUCAAAAUGUUUUACAUUUGUGUUUUUUUAUAUGUACAUACAUAUUGUUUUUUUAAUCUUUUCAUUGUUGUGAAUAUUAUACAGGGGAAAGCUGACAUUCUGCUGGGGUAGAUUCACAAAGGGGAUGUGUAUAUAUAUAUAUGAGCUCGAAUUCCAAGGGAAAUGUAUAUUAUCAAACUGGCAAAUAUUAUUAUAAAUAAAAAUAAGUAUUACAUAUGAAGAUGUGUUUAAAGUGAGGCAAGAAAAAUGCAGAAUAAAUAUAUAAUUAUACCAGAAAAAAUGUAAUGCAAAAUAUAUUUAAAACUUUCUCAAAAUGUAGAAAAUUAUGUAUUUAAAAAUACAAAUAUGUGGAAAAAUGAGGAAAAGACAUAAUUUUUUUUUAAUGUAGUACUUUACAUCCGCCUGGAAGCACAUAUAUUUACAAAUUGUUUUAUUCUUGUUUGUAUUUAUCUUCUUUUUAAAAUUAUUUCCCACUUAUACAUAUUUUUUCCUCAUUUUUAACUAUUUUUCUUUUUCUGAAUAUGUAUGCUUUGAUUGUUUUGGUAUUUAUAAUUGCUUUUUCUCAUUUUUAAAUAUAUUUUCUUCAGCAAAAUGUAACUGAACAGUAAAAGAGAAAACAUCUUCAGAAGAUGUAAAAGUUAAAAUAGAAACAAAGCUAAGAAAGUAUAUUUACAAAUUGACAAAAAAAAAAUUUAUUUAAGAAUUUAAAUAAAACAGUCAACAGAAAAAAAAUAUAUGAAAAUUAUCUUAAAAAAAAGAAAUAUAUUUAGAAAAUGAUAUGAAUAAAUAUGAAGGAACUGUGGAGCAACAAAUGUUUUUUGCAUGAAAAUGUAAAUAUUGUAAUAUAAAGUUUUAUGAAAAUAGAAUUUUCUGCCUGCUUCACGUGACUUGAGAACAUUUCAAGAAACACAAGGGAAAAAGAAUUGAGUUCAAUUGUUUUUCUCCCAGUUUACGGCGUCUGUAUUGCGUAUUUUUACUUCUUUUUGCAUGAGUUUGUAACCAUUUGCAUUAAAGACGCUGCACUGGCCGAAAAGAA
Molecule: messenger RNA, 8576 nt
Organism: Bombina bombina (fire-bellied toad)
Lineage: Eukaryota; Metazoa; Chordata; Amphibia; Anura; Bombinatoridae
Gene: CAMTA2
Product: calmodulin binding transcription activator 2
Exons: 23
Coding region: 497-4312 (1271 amino acids)
Biological process (GO): regulation of transcription by RNA polymerase II
Cellular component (GO): nucleus
Molecular function (GO): double-stranded DNA binding; transcription coregulator activity; protein binding
Source: RefSeq, a predicted model, not a curated record